Molecule: messenger RNA, 2207 nt
Organism: Tilletiopsis washingtonensis
Lineage: Eukaryota; Fungi; Basidiomycota; Exobasidiomycetes; Entylomatales
Product: DUF1253-domain-containing protein
Exons: 10
Coding region: 113-2179 (688 amino acids)
Biological process (GO): maturation of SSU-rRNA from tricistronic rRNA transcript (SSU-rRNA, 5.8S rRNA, LSU-rRNA)
Cellular component (GO): nucleolus; small-subunit processome
Molecular function (GO): U3 snoRNA binding; rRNA binding
Source: RefSeq, a predicted model, not a curated record
CACCACACCAAGCAAGACCCUCAGACAGCCGUUCUUGUCGCCUGCGUCGUCACUCGCACCGCCGCACACGCUAUACAUACACCGGCGCACGCGCGCCUGCCUCUCCGCCGCCAUGCCGACGCCCGACCUGCUCUCGUCGCCCACCACCGCCCUCCUCACCCUCGUCAACGUCAGCGCCACAAAGCCGCACAAGCGCCGGCGCUCGCUGCUCGCCGCCUCGCCCGCCACACGCCGCCGCCUGGGACACAGUGCCGCCGAAGCAGACGCAGCGGGCUCCGAGUCUGCACCCAGCGCCGUCGAGCGCCUGCAUGCAAAGGCCAGCGCCGCCGUGCGCGCCGAACGCCGCGGCGAGCUGCCGGCUCUGGCCGGUGCCGAGGCCGAGGUGGAAGAGGCCCUCGAGGCAGCGCACAGCUCUGACGAGGACGACGAUGCCGCGGCUGGCAGCAGUGCCAAGCCCGCCGCGGCCGUGGACGGCUUCGAGGCGCACUUUGCGUCCGAGGGUGCCGGCUGCCAUGCCGAGCUGCUGCAGAGCCGCUUCCCAAACGCGCAGGACGGCGCACUGCCGCUGGAGUGGAGCGAGGGGGCGGACGCGAAGCGCGCAGCUCUGCUUGGAGCAGCAGCACGACGGGCGCGCGUGCAGGGCAUUGAGGAGGUGGAGGCAAAGCCCCACGCGAACGUGCUAGCUGCGCUCAGCAAGCUGCGGUCACAAGCGCCCAUGACGAAGGAGCAGCGCUCGCUGCUGAGCUGCAUCAGCGGCUACGGCGAUCUGCUGCACUCGCACGUGCCGCACUCGCGCCGCGAGCGGGCAGACAUGCGUCAGGUGCUGGCCACGCAUGCCAUGAGCCACCUCACCAAGACUCGCCGGCGGAUUCUGCGCAACAACGAGAAGCUGGCGCGUGCGGCCUCGAACGGCACGGCGCUCGUAGCGCCGCGCGACCAAGGCUUCACUCGGCCUACGCUGCUUGUCCUUGCGCCGCUGCGUUCGACUGCGUACGAGUGGCUGUCGACGCUCUUUGCCCUGUCCGGCUGCGAGCAGAACGACAACCAGUCUCGCUUCGAGCGCGAGUUCGGCCCGGAUCCGCUGCUUGAGGCCGCCGCAUCUGCUGGCGAGUCGACGGGAGACCACGCGCAGAUCUUUGCUGGCAACGCAGACGACAACUUCCGCAUGGGCGUCAAGAUCACGCGCAAGAACUGGCGCGCCUUCAGCGGCUGGUAUGAGAGCGACAUCGUCGUCGCAUCGCCGCUCGGCCUGCGACUGGCGAUUGAGAAGGACAAGGAUGCAGACUUCCUGAGCUCCAUCGAGAUCGUCAUUGGCGAUCAGCUUGACAUCAUGCAGAUGCAGAACUGGGAGCACGUCCAGUACGUCUUCUCGCACCUCUCCGCCAUUCCCAAGGCCUCGCACGACACCGACUUCGCGCGUGUGCGGCAGUGGUACCUCGAUGGCCGCGCACCGCACAUGCGCCAGACGAUCCUGCUCUCGGCAUACGACGCGCCCGAGAUGCGCUCGCUGUGGCGUGGCCUCGUCAAUGUGGCGGGCAAGCGGCGCGCGGGCGUCAAGGAGGAGGGUGUGAUGGGAGAGAUCAGAGAGGGCAUUCGGCAGAACUUCACGCGCUUCGACUGUGCAAAUCUCAACGCCGAGGCCGAUCUGCGCUUCCAGCACUUCACGAACAAGACGCUGCCUCUCCUGCUCAAGUCGGCCGUGAGCGCCACCAAGACGCUGAUCUUCGUGCCCUCGUACUUCGACUUUGUCCGGCUCGACGCCUACCUGCGCAAGCAGGACGUCUCAUUUGCCGCCAUCUCCGAGUACUCCUCGAACAAGGACAUCUCGCGGGCGCGGCAGGCCUUCUUCUCCGGCAAGAAGGCGUUCUUGCUCGUCACUGAGCGCUUCCACUUCUACCGGCGCUACGUGCUUCGCGGCGCCCAGACGCUCGUCUUCUACGCGCUGCCCGAGCGUCCGUCGUUCUACGCCGAGUUUCUCUCCUUCCCCUUCGCGCCGCGGCAGGCGCGUGCCGGCGCCGCUGCCGAGGACGACGACGAGGAGCCGGAGCUCGACGCCGCAGACGUCAGCGUGCUCGCGGCCUACUCGCGCUACGACCUCAUGCGCCUGCAGCGCAUCGUCGGCUCUGCGCAGGCGCAGCGUAUGGUCACGGAGGAGAAGAGCAACUGGCGGUUCACCUAGGCGGAGGCCAGGGCAAUGAGAUGCGCUG